GUGUAACCGAUCCCAGCUGCUGGCGUUUGGGGGGGAUGAGAGCUAUUCCCGGCCCCCGUGGGUUGAUCACGUGUCCUCGGGGAGCCGUUUCGGUUUGGAGACCGCGCCGUGGAGCGGGAGCGCGCCUUUUGCGCACAGCCGAGUUGGAGAGCAACAUCUUAAAGAGGCGUUAAUGAUCCCUGCCGUGGACAAACCAGAUCCGUGUUGUUUUGGGGCGUUGUCAUACACACACACCACGCAGCCACACGGCCACACGGCGGCUGAAGAGGCUCGGAUCUGUCCGGCGCUGACAGCGCGUGAGUGAUCCACGACUCGUCCAAACUUCUGCGCCUCCGAGCUGCGAUCGCCACGGAGAGCGUCACAUUGUUUCCAGCCGCGGCUACAAGUCGACAGAAGGAGCUGUCAGGGCGACCCGAGGGAGAGGCAGGUAGCCUGGUGUCAUAACUCGUGGAAAAUCCAUCUGAGAGAGGAAGAGAAAAGCAAGAGGGGGAAAAAAAAAAGGUGAUUGGCCAGCUUCCGUGGGAUUUGAUGUCACCUUUAGAUUGGUUCAACUGAAGAUGGAAACACUGGAGUCUGAGCUGACGUGCCCGAUCUGCCUGGAGUUGUUUGAAGACCCCCUGCUCUUGCCCUGCGCCCACAGCCUGUGCUUCAACUGCGCCCACCGCAUCCUGGUGUCUCACUGCUCCACCAGCAAGCCCCUCGAAUCUAUCUCGGCCUUUCAGUGCCCCACCUGUCGCUACGUCAUCACGCUGAAUCACCGCGGCCUGGAGGGCCUAAAGCGCAAUGUGACGCUGCAGAACAUCAUUGACCGCUUUCAAAAGGCCUCUCUCUCCGGCCCCAAUUCCCCCACCGAGAGCCGGCGCCUGCAGCCGCAGCGGCCCUACACCGCCACCAUUAGCGGUACAAUAGCUGGAACGAUUGGCGGCGGAGGUGGCACGAGUGGAGGCAGCGCCCGGGGCAGCCCUGCCACUUCCAGCCACUCCCACAACCACGCCAAUCACGCCAACCACACCAACGCCAACCACAGCCCGGCGGUGGUCGCCAAAAUGGAUCCGCGCAUCAGCUGCCAGUUCUGCGAGCAGGAUCCGCCCCGCGAGGCCGUGAAGACGUGCGUCACGUGCGAGGUGUCGUACUGUGACCGCUGCCUGCGCGCCACGCAUCCCAACAAGAAGCCCUUCACCAGCCACCGCCUGGUGGAGCCCGUCCCGGACACCCACAUCCGCGGCCUGACCUGCCUGGAGCACGAGAACGAGAAGGUCAACAUGUACUGCCUGGUGGACGACCAGCUCAUCUGCGCCCUCUGCAAGCUGGUGGGACGCCACAGGGAGCACCAGGUGUCGUCCCUCACCGAGCGCUUCGACAAGCUCAAGGCUUAUCAGGUGAGCCCGGGCAGAGUGUCAGAUGCGGUAAUGGAGGCUUCAAAGACAAGCGCUGCGCAAACGCUGGAGAACAACCUGACCAACCUGGUGAAGAGGAACAGCGAGCUGGAGAACCAGAUGGCCAAGCUCAUCCAGAUCUGUCAGCAGGUGGAGGUAAACACCGCCAUGCACGAAGCUAAGCUGGUGGAGGAGUGCGACGAGUUGGUGGAGAUCAUCCGGCAGAGAAAGCAGGUCAUCGCAGUGAAGAUCAAAGAGUCCAAGGUGAUGAAACUGCGCAAGUUGGCUCAGCAGAUUGCAAACUGCCGCCAGUGUCUGGAGCGCUCCAGUGCCCUCAUCACUCAGGCUGAGCAGAGCUUGAAGGAGAACGACCACGCUCGCUUCCUCCAGACCGCCCGAAACGUAGCAGAGAGGGUUGCCAUGGCGACAGCCUCCUCCCAGGUACUCAUUCCGGACGUCAACUUGAAUGAGGCGUUUGACAAUUUUGCCCUGGACUUCUCCCGGGAGAAGAAGAUUCUGGAAGGACUAGAUUACCUCACAGCUCCCAACCCGCCAUCCAUAAGAGACGAGCUGUGCACCGCCUCUCACGACACCAUCACCGUUCACUGGACGUCCGAGGACGAGUUCAGCGUCACCUCCUACGAGCUGCAGUACACCAUCUACACCGGCCAGACCAACUUCAUCAGUUUGUACAACUCUGCAGACAGCUGGAUGAUCGUACCCAACAUCAAGCAGAACCACUACACGGUGCACGGCUUGCAGAGUGGCACCCGUUACAUCUUCUUUGUCAAGGCUAUCAACCAGGCGGGAAGCCGCAACAGUGAGCCAGCUCGCCUCAAAACCAACAGUCAGCCCUUCAAACUGGACCCGAAGACGGCCCACAAGAAGCUGCGGCUGUCCAACGACUGCCUGACCAUGGAGAAGGACGAGAGCUCGCUGAAGAAAAGCCACACCCCGGAGCGCUUCAGCGGCACGGGCUCCUACGGAGCCGCCGGUAACGUCUUCAUUGACAGCGGCUGCCACUACUGGGAGGUGCUCCUCGGAGCCUCCACAUGGUACGCCAUCGGCGUGGCUUACAAAUCAGCCCCCAAAAACGAAUGGAGCGGCAAGAACUCGUCCUCGUGGGUGUUCUCCCGCUGCAACAACAACUUCAUGGUGCGCCACGACGGCAAGGAGAUGCUGGUGGAGGCCAGCCUGCAGCUGAGGCGGCUGGGCGUCCUGCUGGACUACGACAACAACUCGCUGUCCUUCCACGACGCCAUGAAUUCCCAGCACAUCCACACCUUCGAGAUCUCCUUCCUCCUCCCCGUCGUCCCCACGUUCAUGAUCUGGAACAAGUCGGUCAUGAUACUCUCAGGGCUCCCGGUCCCCGACUUCGUCGACGGCGUGUCGGAUCUCCAAGAGCAGCAGCAGCAGCAGAUGGGCCUUUGUCGACAGGAGUCGCCGUACUUGACGGGGAUGAAGACCUGCCACUGACUGGUUCCGGGACUGGUUUGACUUUAUUGGGAGCUGAAAGACGGCGGCGUGCAGCGCGACGGAGCGCCGCCUUUAUCUUCACGAGUGAAGAAGUUGCUUUCUUGUGAAUUUAGAAAGUGUUGGAAUUAUGCAUACCCGUUUGGAAAAAUGUCAGUUCUGUUCAUCUGAAGCCUUUUCUUUUCCAAAACCACGAGUGAAUAGAACAAGGUCUGUUGACUGCAAACAUGAAAAUAUAUAUAUAGAAAAUCAUCUGAUGGAGUCACUGACAUGAAAAGAUUCAGUUUGUCAUCGCGGGGCUGGACUCCUGGUUUUCAGGACCAUGUACGGUCUUCCUUUCUGGUUUUCUGCUUGUUUUGACUCGAGGCAGAAGACCAAGCUACUGAACUUCAGAUCAGCCAUGUCUAGAUUUGAAGGUACGACAUUUGAACAUUUCUAUCGUGGGCAGAUCAAAACUGUAUCGACAAAAUAUACAGCAAUAUGUAGAAGAUAAAAUUAUGAUUUUCGACCUAAAUUACCUAAACGUUUUGACACAACCUAACUAAACGUAAACUCAAGGCAGGAAUUUGCUAUUCUCAUUUUGAAUUUCAUGGCAGUGACAAACGAAACUGGUCUCACAAGUCUGGGAAAGUAAUUUCCUCAAAUCAGAAACAACUGGAGAAGAAUUUGAAAAGUCACUGGGCUCAUUCACAGCAGGUUACAGACAUGACUGUCAUAGAGAGAGCAUUUCAGUUGUGAACACGGGCUGAAAUUCACUAAUAUGUGACAAACUACACCUGAAAACUGCUGAACAAUUAUAGAAAAAUGUUGUUCAACAUAGAGGAGCAUCUACAUCUCCAGUCUAUUGCAUUAUCAGAGAAUCAGGCGAAAUUAUUUGAGAGACAGAUCAGAAAGUCGACACUGGAUGCUGGUGAUCUUUCAGCCUUCAGGCAGCGCUACGUUAUAUACAGGCAUGAUUCUCUCACUGUCUGAAAGUCUUUCUGCAAACAGUCCGAGGGGCAAAGAUGGAUUCAUGCAAACUGCUGUCCGAAGACAAAAUUUUACAUUUGUCACGUGAUACUUGUGACCUUACCCGAUUUCCAGGCAUCCAUAUAAGCUGAGGCAUCCCCAAGCUUAAAUAGUGUCAUGAACUCCCUUUAUGCAACAAAGUUCAGCAGUUUGGUGGUUGGCUGGAUUUCACUCCGGAGAUAAAGCGAAGCCAGAUAGUCGCCUAUAGAUUUCCUGGAAGGGACUCAGACUGCGCCACAGCAUCGCACUGAGUUUGAGUUAUGCAAAUUACUGCUUCAGAACAAUACCUCUGCGUAUUUCUGCACUUCCACACAAUACCCACACAUUAUACACAACCCACUCUGGUGUUUCCAGGUUCAGAUUCAGAUGUAAUAAUGCAAAACGUCACACAAAUUGCCUGGCAGUGAUCGCCGCUCUCAGAGUGAGUCCUGUCUGACUCGGCGCCGCCGAGUUUGACACUCGUCACUCACAUCAAAUCAAGGAGACGCCAGGUUCGAGCUCCUCCGCCGCUUCUGUUCAUGUGCAGUACCUUCAGUGGCUGUAAGUAGUCGGAGCCAAAGUCUUUUUGCUUGAUCUUCCUUCUAGUUCGACCGAUGGGUCUUGUUUGUAUUGCGGGAACAGAGCUUCCAGGUUUCAGGAAAUUUUAACGUUGCUCCCAGUCACUCUUUUAACAAGAUCGCAGGGGGUAGAUCGACACCAUGUGACUACUCAACUUGUAUAAUAAGAGAUUUAUUGAAUACAAGAAGAAAAUGUGUUAUUUAUGACAGAAAAAAAAAGAUGUUUUACUUUUAUUAUUAAUUGCAACAUAUUCAUGAUGCACUUUUGAAUUAAUACUAUUUCCCCUCUAUGAGUACUGAAAGCAGACGGAGCUGGAGAGUGAGCGGCAACUAGCACUACUACUGGUUGUGUUAACUUAUUUUCUCACUCAUAUUUACAGAACAUUUUAUAGUCGGUCAUCUAUAAUGGUAACUCUGUUUAUUGUGGAAAACAAGCUUUACAGUAAAACGCUGUUAAAUCUGUUCUCGCACAUUAUCUGAUGACUGGAAGCACUUUGCAAUAAGUCCCUGCUGUAGAUUUUUUUUUAGUUUUUUUAAGGUUUUGCUUCUUUUUGUGCUUUCAGCACAAACUCCCUCUCCAUUGCUCGUUUGGUGAAAUGAUCUUUGAAAAGGGAAAUGAAUAUGAAGGCGUUUAUGGAAGUUGUAUCACAAUAAUGAUGAUGAGCAAAAAAGUUGUUUUUUUUUUUUUGUUUUUUAAGAAAAAAGAAGUUCACUUCAGGGAAGGAGGGACGAAACACUUAAAUUUGCUGUUUGUCUCAGUGUCAAAUGUCAUGGCAUGAUUGUGUUUUCCUCUGUGAAAUUGUUCACACACACACACACACGCGCACAUACACA
This is a messenger RNA of Salarias fasciatus (jewelled blenny), 5248 nucleotides long. It is a transcript of the gene mid2, whose product is annotated as midline 2. The record is from RefSeq and is a predicted model, not a curated record. Gene Ontology annotation, cellular component: microtubule. The transcript is spliced from 12 exons. Gene Ontology annotation, biological process: protein localization to microtubule. Gene Ontology annotation, molecular function: zinc ion binding; microtubule binding. The coding region runs from base 558 to 2852 and encodes 764 amino acids. NCBI's taxonomy places the organism in Eukaryota, Metazoa, Chordata, Actinopteri, Blenniiformes, Blenniidae.